UUCAUGAUGAAGUCCACUUGGGGGAGCCUUCGAACAACAUGGCAAUCCUCCUCAAGUUUGUGCACUUCCUUUCUAUUGUAUACUCCUUGUUCCUCAUCGCCACCGGAAGCGGCGUCAUGGCCUCGUCGCCGGUCGUCAAAGCGGGUUAUUAUCCGUCAUGGGCUUUGGAUAAUCUCUCGCCUUCGGCCAUAAACACAUCAUUGUUCACCCACAUCUUGUAUGCUUUUCUCGUGCCCAACAAUGUUACUUUUGAGUUUGACAUUUCAAAUUCAGAGGCUGCGAUCCUCUCAAACCUCACCACCACCCUUCAUCACAAGAACCCGGGCAUCAAGGUUCUUUACUCCAUCGGUGGAGGUGGUGUUAAUCCCAGCCCUUUUGCUGCCAUGGCCUCCUCUGUCUCCUCUCGUCGAACUUUCAUACAUGCAACCAUAGAGGUUGCGCGCAAAUAUGGAUUUGAUGGGGUUGACCUUGAUUGGGAAUUCCCUGAAAGCACAAAAGAAAUGGAUGAUUUUGCCCACUUGCUUAAAGAAUGGAGACAAGCAAUCCAAAAGGAGGCUAGGAGCACAAAUAAGCCUCCCUUGUUGCUCACCGCCGCCGUGUACUACUCGGCGGACUUCUUAACAUACGGCAGCCGCCGCUCGUACCCGGCCGCUUCGAUCAAGGGGAAUUUGGAUUGGAUCAAUGUGAUGUGUUAUGAUUAUCAUGGAUCAUGGGACACGUCGGCAACGGGGGCCCAUGCUGCAUUGUUUGAUCCAAGAACUAAUCUGAGCUCAAUCUACGGGCUCAAGUCGUGGAUCAAGGCCGGAGUACCUGGAAACAAGGUGGUCAUGGGCUUGCCGCUCUAUGGGAAAACAUGGAAGCUCAAAGACCCAAAUUUGCAUGGGGUUGGAGCACCCGCCAUUGGCGUGGGUCCUGGAAGUGAUUCAGGUGAAGGUGUGCUACUUUUCUCAGAGGUGGAGGCAUUCAAUAAGAGGACCAAAGCCACUGUUGCGUAUGAUGUGGACACUGCGUCAGUCUAUUCCUUUGUCGGUACAACGUGGGUCGGGUACGAUGAUGCCCUAUCGACAACGGUGAAGAUUGGGUUUGCUCAGGCACUUGGGCUUCGUGGGUAUUUCUUUUGGGCCAUCAGUUAUGAUAACGAAUGGAAAGUCACAAAACAAGCUUCAAGGGUAUGGAUAGUUGAUAAAUGAGAUUGGAGCUUCAUUAUUUACCCUGCUUUGAGCUCUCGGUAGAUUCCAUAGUGUACCAUAUUUGGUUACAAAUGAACUGCAAGAUUUUUACAAGUUAGUCCUGAAAAGUGCAUAUUGAAGACCAUCUCAUGGAAUGUAAGAAUGGUUAUAAAGACUCCUGUGUCUUCCACUUCCAAGAAUAGUUUUAAGAAUUCUGUGUUUCCCCUAUGGGGAAUUCCCCUUUAUGUUCUUAGCAAAUGAGUCAUUUGCUGAUUUAUUUCGAUGUUGUCUGUUGUAUUCUAUGAUUAGCAGUGCCUACUGGUAGGUUGCUUGAGUCUAUGUAGCUGUGUUGCUGUGUUUUGAACUUUAAUGCUUUAAUGAAAUGAAUUAUUCAUCAAAAAGAAACAAAA
This is a messenger RNA of Alnus glutinosa, 1579 nucleotides long. Its product is annotated as class V chitinase CHIT5b-like. Gene Ontology annotation, cellular component: extracellular region. The coding region runs from base 39 to 1190 and encodes 383 amino acids. The transcript has 2 exons. Gene Ontology annotation, molecular function: chitinase activity; chitin binding. Lineage: Eukaryota; Viridiplantae; Streptophyta; Magnoliopsida; Fagales; Betulaceae. The record is from RefSeq and is a predicted model, not a curated record. Gene Ontology annotation, biological process: carbohydrate metabolic process; chitin catabolic process.